Messenger RNA from Dentiscutata heterogama, 159 nucleotides. The record is from the annotation of a GenBank genome assembly. NCBI's taxonomy places the organism in Eukaryota, Fungi, Glomeromycota, Glomeromycetes, Diversisporales, Gigasporaceae.
GUUCGGUCAACUCCUUUAAUAAUGUCUACAGAUUCUGUUGCACCAAAUACUAGAUGGUAUUUCCCAUAUGUUGGAACAAAAACAUCACCACCCGGAUUAUGCCCUUUUAGAAAAAGAAAAGUCAGAGUUGAAGAUGAAGAUGAUAGUGACAAAGAAUGA